GAUACCAAAAUUCUAAAUUACUAGGUUUUGAUUUAAAACAAUUAUUUUUCUAUAUUUCAAAAUUUGAGGUGUUCUAUUUUUUUAUUUAUUUUAAAUUUUAAGGAAAAUAUUGAACAAUUGAAUCAUUGUUUUUAAAAAUAUAUUAAUUAAAAUACCAUUGAUGAUAAAUAAAAAGUGCUUAUUUUUAUUUUCAAUUAAACGCAUUCCAUUAUUAAAUCAUUAAAGUGCAAAUUAAAACUAACAAAAUUUUUUAUAGAUCAAAAUGGGUAUUAGUCGUGAUUCUCGUCAUAAAAGAUCAGCCACUGGUGCUAAACGUGCUCAAUUCAGAAAGAAGAGAAAGUUCGAAUUAGGUCGUCAACCUGCCAACACCAAAAUUGGUGCCAAACGUAUCCACUCUGUUAGAACUAGAGGUGGUAACCAAAAAUUUAGAGCUUUGAGACUUGAAACCGGAAAUUACUCAUGGGGUUCUGAAGGUGUUUCAAGGAAAACAAGAAUUGUUGGUGUUGUUUAUCACCCAUCAAACAAUGAAUUGGUUAGAACUAAUACUUUAACCAAGGCUGCUAUUGUCCAAAUUGAUGCCACUCCAUUCAGACAAUGGUUUGAAAGUCACUACGGUCAAAAUUUAGGUAAAAAAGUUAAAGGUGCUGUUACCGAAGAAAUCAAAAAAUCAAGCAAAGUUCAACGUAAAUUAGCUUCAAGAGCUUCCAACUCCAAAAUUGAACCUGCUUUAAAUAACCAAUUUGGUGCUGGUCGUCUUUAUGCUUGUGUUUCUUCCAGACCAGGUCAAUCUGGUAGAUGUGAUGGUUACAUCUUAGAAGGUGAAGAAUUAGCUUUCUACUUAAGAAGAUUAAAUACAAAAAAAUAAGCCUCUUAUAAAUUAUAGUGUUUUUAAUUAAUCAAGCAUUGUAUGUUUAUAUUUUAAAAUUUUGUAUUUUCAUUUAAAUGGGGAAAGUGUGUAAUCUAAUUUGAAAUUUUCUUUUCGAUUUUAAAAUAAAAAAAAACUACGGAAUAUCCAUUUAUCGUAAUAAUUAAAUAAAUUUGUAAAAAAAUUAUCAAAUAAACAGAAAAAAUUAAAUUUAAAUAUAUAAGUAGACAAAGUUGACAGGGAAAAAUUAACCACCAACCAAAGAGAAAACUUGAUAACAAAACUGGAAAAUCACAAACGUUC
Ascoidea rubescens DSM 1968 is the source of this 1168-nucleotide messenger RNA. Its product is annotated as 40S ribosomal protein eS8. Gene Ontology annotation, cellular component: cytosolic small ribosomal subunit; ribosome. The coding region runs from base 263 to 865 and encodes 200 amino acids. Gene Ontology annotation, biological process: maturation of SSU-rRNA from tricistronic rRNA transcript (SSU-rRNA, 5.8S rRNA, LSU-rRNA); translation. Gene Ontology annotation, molecular function: structural constituent of ribosome. The transcript has a single exon. The record is from RefSeq and is a predicted model, not a curated record. NCBI's taxonomy places the organism in Eukaryota, Fungi, Ascomycota, Saccharomycetes, Ascoideales, Ascoideaceae.